UCUGUGACUUUUGGCUUAUACAGCCCCUUACCAUGACCCCACCCAUCGCUGUCUUUAGGGAGGAGCGUCCCGAUCCUUUUAAAAACGCUGCUCAAGCGAAGACAAAGUGUAAAUGAUUCGUUAGCCUCUGUGAAAGAAACUUCAACAGCUAGCAACAUGGUUCAGUGGACAGACUUUGAGCGCGCCACCAUUCAGAGCGUCUUCGAGAAGAUGGACUACGAUGACGUUGGACCCGCGGCUCUUUCCAGGUGUCUGGUUGUGUACCCCUGGACCCAGAGGUAUUUCGGUAACUUUGGAAACCUGUACAACGCCGCUGCCAUCCAGGGAAACCCAAUGGUCGCCGCUCACGGAAAGACCGUCCUGCGCGGACUGGACCGGGCUGUCAAGAACAUGGAUGACAUCAAGGCCACCUACGCAGAGUUGAGCGUGCUGCACUCCGAGAAACUGCGCGUAGAUCCAGACAACUUCCGGCUGCUGGCUGACUGCCUUACUAUUGUCGUUGCUGCGAGAAUGGGUGCUGACUUCACCGCUGAUGUCCAGGGCGCUUUCCAGAAGUUCCUGGCCGUCGUGGUGAGCUCCCUGGGCAGACAGUACCACUAGAGCCCCUCCACUCAGAGACGGACGACCACCAGAGU
This is a messenger RNA of Oncorhynchus tshawytscha (Chinook salmon), 635 nucleotides long. RefSeq names its product hemoglobin subunit beta-like. The coding region runs from base 157 to 600 and encodes 147 amino acids. The record is from RefSeq and is a predicted model, not a curated record. Gene Ontology annotation, molecular function: organic acid binding; heme binding; haptoglobin binding. Gene Ontology annotation, biological process: oxygen transport; hydrogen peroxide catabolic process. Gene Ontology annotation, cellular component: haptoglobin-hemoglobin complex; blood microparticle; hemoglobin complex. The transcript is spliced from 3 exons. NCBI's taxonomy places the organism in Eukaryota, Metazoa, Chordata, Actinopteri, Salmoniformes, Salmonidae.